This is a messenger RNA of Phyllopteryx taeniolatus (common seadragon), 4010 nucleotides long. RefSeq names its product family with sequence similarity 72 member A (gene fam72a). Gene Ontology annotation, cellular component: cytosol. The record is from RefSeq and is a predicted model, not a curated record. Lineage: Eukaryota; Metazoa; Chordata; Actinopteri; Syngnathiformes; Syngnathidae. The coding region runs from base 1074 to 1523 and encodes 149 amino acids. The transcript is spliced from 4 exons.
UCUAGUACUAAUAUUUUAGAUUGUUAUUGUUAGUUUAAGCGGACACGUGUCAAGUUGUCGUGCUGAAUGCAACGUGGACUUAAUUUGACUUAUUUCAUGACUGUCACGUUAAAAAAAAAAAAAAGACUUCAGAAUCGGGGCCAUGUGACCGUUUAUGUGCGACGACCUAAUAUAUUUUACUGUGUUGCAUUCGAACUAAAAUGGAAACGUUUCCUGACAGCUAGCUAAAAUCGGAAGUAGUUACCAACUCGACCAAGUUAGAACUGUUGCCCCAAAUGAAAACGACCGUUUAGACAUGUGCCUUAUGCCACUACUUGGUUUGAACUUUGAUUACAAUUUUACUACAUCAGUAUCUAAAGAGUCAACUGAGACGUUUCGUACUUAAGAUCAGGGCAAAACUUUUUACACCGACAAUUUGUCAACCCCGCCUAAUUUUAUAGAACACAAACGACGGUUUCGAUACUGCGAUUGGCUCUCAACAGCCUAAAUGACUUGAAUGAAACCAAUCAUCGUCGGAGACAGCAGGAAAUGGGCCGCACCAAGGGGGACGUAAUCCAAUUAAAGUCAGGCUUUGCGAUAAACCUGACCAAUCGUGUGAGUCAUUGCGGUGUACGUCCAAUCAGAGCUAAACCUGGGCUCUUUCAAAGAUUGUUUCAGGAAGUGGUUUUAAAUACCAGGAAGUUGUAAACAAAGCUUGACAGCUAUUCAGUUAGCUGUUAACUACAGCGGUACGGACUCCGAACUGCUCGUGUAAACAAUCGUGUUACUCGCCGUUUCUAGGUGUCUUUUAAUCAUUUCGCCCACCGUCUUCUUCGUGUGACGUUAAAAUACUAAUCCGGAAUAUUUUUUUCCCCCCAUCGUGUACUGUGUUGAAAAUGAUACAGUUGGCUGGGUUUUCUCGACGACGUAAACUAGACUCACUGUCGCUGUAAAGUGCUUUUUAAAGGCACUCCCGUCAUCCGUGUAAACGCAGAGAAAUCGGACCACGUCAGUUUUGAGAUUUUUCUUUCUGUGGCGUUUGCAACAUCAAGGCGGCGUGAAACGCUAACGCCCCACACCAAAGCAGGACGACAAUGUCGACGUCAAACGCUAAUUUCAAAAACAAGUGUGUCGCCCAAGUUAACUGCAUCUUUUGUGACAGCGUGCUCUGUACGAGAGGCAUGAAAGCAGUGCUUCUUGCAGACACCGAGGUUGAGCUGUUUUCUACUGAUAUACCUCCAAACAGAACUGUUGACUUUGUGGCCGGCUGCUACUCUACUGAAAGCUGCAAGUGCAAAUUGAGAGACAUUGCAUGUCUCAAGUGUGGCAAUGUAGUGGGCUAUCAUGUUGUGGCUCCCUGUAAACCCUGCCUGCUCUCCUGUAACAACGGACACUUCUGGAUGUUCAACAGUGACGCUGUUUCCACUCUCAACAGAUUGGAUGCAACAGGUCUCAAUCUGCUCCUGUGGGGAGAUCUGCCCGAGCUGGACGACAGUGAGAACGAGGAACCAGAAAGCCUGUCAGAGAAGGAGUGCAUCAGGUAAAGAUGGACAUGGAUUACUGGAGAGGCUUUGCAGCAGCCAACAGUUGGGAGGUGGAACUGCAUCAGUCGGAGACAGGGGAGGCCUUUAACUGUAAUUUAACUCUUAAUCACAUAGGAAUAAAAGAUGCUGCUUUGUUCAGGCUCAAACGAGACCAGUGUGUGCCUCAAGCCACGCCCCGAUCAGUGAUGUCAGAGCAGGUGUUUGGCCUUAGACAGCUGGUGGAACACCUGCUCUGACACACGGGGGGAUUAGUCGGGUCUGAAGGACGGCACGCUCCAAAGGUUGAAUCCCCAGAAUACAGCACAGUGGUGGUGCUUGUCUGUAUAAGACACGCACUCCCCCUUUUUAAAAAUGUUUAAAUUCCAACUGCACCAGUAAAUCACCUGUUAUAUGAGUACUGUUCCCCUCGUUUCUUGUGGGUGUCAAUAAUUAGCAUUUCAAAGAAGACUACGAUGCAAAUAACAAAGCAACACACAUCUCUUAAGAAGUCAGUAUUCUGUCUAAAAGCAGGCUUAAUUCAGUGUUGGAUUACUCUUUAACCCUUUGCCAUGCCUAUCAUAUCACUGCCACUGUUUAAAGACAAGAGAGACAUUGUUACACAUCUGUUAUCCCCCUGAAGAAAAUAACUUGUGUUGUGUAAAUUGAGAUAAUGAGUAAAAAGAUGAAAUUAAGAUAUGUCCAUCACUAGCCUCUGCUCUCAAGCUAAAGGUGCACUCUUAAUAACAAUUUCAACCGCUCAUUAAAUCAUAUACGGUGCUUACAUUAAGCCUGGCUUUCUGACAUGAUUACACCAAACCUACUGUAGUGAGUAUCUACUUUUAACAGGUCGAGUGUGGCACUGCGACUGAACCAGUGUGUUUCUUUGAAUGAAAAAAUAGCAUAGUUGCUUUAAAGGGCAUUCGAUGCAUGGGUUACAGAAAGUGAUAUUGUAGAGUAUGUGUGAUCCAUUGAUAUAUGCAAGCAUAUAUGCCCCAAGUGUUACUGGAUGUGUAAUGCUGUGACACUGCCUGAACUAUUUAGCACAUAUGAAACAGGCCUAAUCUUUGUUUUGAUUGUUUUUGUUUUGUUUUGUGUGAAGCAGCAUCACUGUAGCACCUUAAAAGUGGACAAUUAAAAAAAAAAAAAAAUCACACAAGAAAAAAACCCGAAUUAUUGGUUUCCAUCGGAUCAAAGUACUUUGGCGAUCAUAAAACAGUGGAAUCUCGAGGUCAAAUCGCAGGAAGAUGGAUUUCAUAACAGGAUUUCUCAUAGGAAGUAUUGAGGGAAAUAAUCUGUUCCAGUGUCAAACUGUCACCAGGCAAGUAACAUUUGAACAUUCUCAACAAUCACACAAGUUUAUUACCGUAAACUCAUUCACUGCCAUUGAUGGCUUUUGAAGUCCAUGUUACUUGGGAGGGCUGGGAGUGAAUGGGUUAAUACCGGAACCAGCCAAACUAUCACCAUCAUAGAACCAUUGACUUUACAGAACAUGUUUUAUGUAACGUUUUAAUAUUUUAUUUUGUAAAAAGUUGAUGCUGUGCUAUUAAUAUAUUAAACCAAUAAAUUACUCUAAACCAAUAAUGAGUAAAGGGGUGUAAUAAAUUUGGCUCGUACAUCUUUUUAACAUACGUGUAUAAAGAAUUUAUUGCUAAUGUUAAUGUGUUGAAGAAAAAACACUCUACCUUUGAAAACAAGUGACGUAGCAGGUAGCCAGUCGUCGGCUGGACGUCUGAGUCAUUUUUAUCUCCGAGAUUGUGCGACCAUUGUGGUGUUUACAUUUUGAGGUUUAGCCGUAAUUUGAUUUAAUAAUGGGAUAUACUUUGGGCUCGGUAGAUCUGUGCUGUAGUUUCAGCAGUGUUGAACACUUUGUGAUAUAACUGCACCCAAAGUAUUCUGCCGUUCUCCCUGAUACCAUGCUAAAGUUAGCAUUCUUUGUGUCCUCUGCCUGUAUUGAAGCAAACAAGAUUUUUGCUGUAGUCUGCAGUGUGUCUUCGUGUGUGUGUGUGUGUGUGUGUGUGUGUGCGCGUGUGUCUGCGUGUGUGCAGAGUGGCAAGGCAAACUCGUCCUACAACUGACAUUCUACACUCUACACAACAAAUAAUGUCAUUGAAGUAAACUGCUAGAACUGUUAUUUAUUAAGGCCUCAGGCCAAAUACUUACAACCACACGCUUCCUUUUUGUUUACAAUUUUUGUUUACAAAUGCAUUGGUUUGUAAUGUGCAUUUUAAUGUAUUUUAUAUUUCAUUUCUGAUGUUUUGUUUUAAAGGGUUGGAUUUAUGUAUAGUUUUACCUCAAAAAGGUAUCACUUAUGAGCUUCCUCUGGCUGGGACAAUAAUCACAUGAUAAUCAAAAAAAAUAAUAAUUAAAUGUUUAUGAGGUGAAUAACUUUAACUUGCCCUGCCGAAAAUGUAUAUUUUGGAAUUGCACUGAAACUGCCUUGGUAGUUUGGAAAACUGAUUGUUGUUUUGUAUGCUUGUUAAUUUAAUAAUAAACUUUUUUUUAAAAAUA